GAAAAUGGCUUCUUCCAGCUCUUACAAUUCACCCUGUGCUGCUUGCAAAUUGUUGAGGAGGAAAUGCACGCCGGGCUGCAUCUUUGCACCUUACUUUCCACCGGAAGAGCCCCAAAAGUUUGUGAAUGUUCACAAGAUCUUUGGAGCGAGCAACGUGACCAAGCUCCUCAACGAGCUCCUCCCUCACCAAAGAGAGGACGCGGUGAAUUCUCUUGCCUAUGAAGAUGAGGCGAGAGUAAGAGACCCGAUUUACGGCUGCGUUGGUGCCAUCACUUUCCUUCAGAGACAAGUCCAAAGGCUCCAGAAAGAACUUGAUGCAGCUAACGCGGACUUGAUCCGCUACGCUUGCAACGACAUCACAACAUCCUUGUCUCAAGCGCCGGGGACGAGCUCAUUUCAACCGCUCACUCCCCGUAACAGGUUAGAUGAAUUUAACAGAAGAAAUAUUGACAAUGAAGGAGGAGGAUUCUAUCAGGUCCCUGCUGCUCUUCCUUAUUCUUUUCCUUGGAAUGAUACCUCUUCGGGUGAUCUCAACGAUGGAGGAGGAGAAGGCGGCCUGUGA
Messenger RNA from Hibiscus syriacus, 562 nucleotides. RefSeq names its product protein LATERAL ORGAN BOUNDARIES-like. The coding region runs from base 5 to 562 and encodes 185 amino acids. NCBI's taxonomy places the organism in Eukaryota, Viridiplantae, Streptophyta, Magnoliopsida, Malvales, Malvaceae. The transcript has a single exon. The record is from RefSeq and is a predicted model, not a curated record.